UAGCUAUUCAGAGAGAAAGACGAACGAGCGAGAGAGAGAGGCGGAGAAGCUAGGAGACGCCACGGACAAACCGGUAAAGGGAUUGCGGGUCUCAAACCCACGAUAAACACGGAGCGCUGAGGCUCGUUUCGAGGAGAGAGAGGGAGCUGUGAUCGAAAAAAGGAAGGGGAGGGGACGGCUAACUUUGACAGACCUGCACUGGCCUCCAGUAGCGGACGCGAGCCCGGGUUUCGUUUUUGAGUGACGCCGACAAAAACAGUGAUCUGAGGGAGCCUCUGAGUCGUCGCCGCACCGGAUCGUCACCCCUCCUUUGCCGCCACUCGACCUGCCACCAUGACGUCGGAGCUGGAGAGCAGCUUGACCUCCAUGGACUGGCUGCCGCAGUUGACCAUGCGGGCGGCCAUUCAGAAAGCGGACGCCCAGAACGCUCACGGGCCUGGCAUGGCUAAGAAGAGCGCCCUGCUGGACCCCAACACCACACUGGACCAGGAAGAGGUGCAGCAGCACAAGGACGGCAAACCACCCUACAGCUACGCCAGCCUCAUCACCUUUGCCAUCAACAGCUCGCCAAAGAAGAAAAUGACACUGAGCGAGAUCUACCAGUGGAUCUGUGACAAUUUCCCCUAUUACAGGGAAGCCGGCAGCGGGUGGAAGAACUCAAUACGGCACAAUCUCUCUUUGAACAAGUGUUUUCUCAAAGUGCCUCGCUCCAAAGAUGACCCGGGAAAGGGUUCGUACUGGGCAAUCGACACAAAUCCAAAGGAGGACACGCUGCCCACACGACCCAAGAAGAGGCCACGGUCUGGAGAGCGGGCAUCCACGCCGUACAGCCUGGAGUCGGAUAACUUGGGAAUGGACUGCAUCAUCUCUGGAAGUGCCUCUCCAACGCUGGCAAUCAACACUGUGACUAACAAGGUGGCUUUGUACAACCCUGACCAGGACGGGAGCGACAGCCCUCGAAGCAGCCUUAACAAUAGCCUCUCUGACCAGAGUCUGGCCUCUGUUAAUCUCAACAGCGUGGGCAGCGUGCACAGCUACACACCAGUGACGAAUCAUCCAGAGUCGGUGUCCCAGUCCAUGAGCUUACAGCAGGCCCCUCAGGCCCAGUACAACAUACCGGAACGCGACAAGCAGCUGCUCUUCUCCGACUUCGAAGAUCUCAGUGCCUCCUUCCGCAGCCUUUACAAGACUGUGUUUGAGCAGUCCUACAACCAACAGGGUCUGAUGGGUAUGCCCUCGGAGUCGUCCCAGCAGACCUCCUGCUCUUACCAACACUCCCCCAGCAGCACCAUCAGCACCCACCCUCACAACAACCAGAACAGCAUCACUAACUCUCACCCCAACAACAUCCCCAACAGCGGUAGCCAGGUGCCUCUCUCCCACCCCCCUCACUCGGCCCACAACUCGCCCCACGGACAGCACCUCUCCCAGCAUGGCCCUCACACCCAGCACAGCCAGCACCCACACACGGCACACAGCCAGCACAGCCAACAUCCCCAGCACAGCCAACACAGCCAGCACGGGCAGCAUCCCUCCCAGCACCAGGCCCACGGCCAGCACACACCGCAGCAGCAGCAGCAGCACCAGAAUCUCUCUCACCAGCCUCAUCCUGCCCAGCAACAGAUGCAGUGCAACACCGGUCUUCCCAGUGACUGGUACCCCAACCUGGAUGCGCUAAAAGAAAGCUGCCGCAUCGCCAGCAGCUACAACUGGGCUGAUGUUGAUCUGUCACCAUUUCAAGGUUUGAAAGAGAGCAUGAGACAGGCGGAGCUGAAUAAUUGGUCUCUCGAGCCCACUCAGAUGGCAGACCUCUGCUCCUCCAUCAAUCAAUUCUUUGCUCGCACUGGAAUCCAUUCACAAGGGGCAGUGCAACCUCCAGUGUGCCACGGCUCCAUGCAUCCAAAGCCCAACCCACACAUCAACACAGGAAACAUGUACAUGGACUCGAGACAGAGCUUGAGUUCGAUGAUGGGUCCGCCGGGAUAUCCUCAUAUGCCGCCCAUGAGCAGCGCUGGCCCCACUAUGACAGGCCAUCACGCUCAGAUGAACCAGCAGCAUAUGAUGCCUGCUGGAAACUUCCAGAUACGCCGCAUGCCUGCCGACGACAUCCAGGACGACUUCGACUGGGACUCCAUCGUCUAACCCAGUCCCCGAGAGCGAAGAGCGGUGCAGACAAAACGAGAGCGGAGCGUAUGGAGGCAGAGUGUUUGUGUUACAGAGCAAGAGGGCUGGACCUGAGGUGUCUGCAUGCCCGUGACAGAAGGCAGAUUGGAAUGGGACACUUGAAAAAUAGUGCAGGUGUUGUUCAUUAUGACCUGAAAGAGACUCCUGUGUUCCUGGUGUUUUUAUGAAACAAAAACAAACAAAAAAAAGAUAUUACUUUGAAGACAAUCACAUUUACUAGGACAUGUUUAAGUGAUCGCUUUUAUACUUGUCCAAGGGGCAAGUGGUUUGUUUAAGUCAAAUGUCUCCCGACCCACAGCCUCUCUGCAAACUUGCCAAGCUCGCCCCUGCUCUUCAACUGUUGUUCUGUGAUUUUUCGAGUGAUUGCAUCUGGCUUGUUCUCCCCUCUCAUGGUGACAAAAACUCAGGCCUCGACCGCCUAUCAGACAAGAUUGGCUCCCUCAUUUGUGUCGUGAAACUUCAUCUGAGAUGCAGGGCACUUUUCAGAAGAGGGCCGAUGGUGCAGGUAACGUGACACUCCCAAGCACCUGCCGUCGUUCAGGCACAAAUAACCCUUUUUUUUUUUUUCUUUUCUUUUCUUUUUUUUUUUUUUUUUUUGCUCCUCCGACCCUACACACUGUAAUAUGCCGACGUCGCCAUGCAUCCAAAUCCGAAUCCAGCAGAUUUUACUGAUUGUUAAGGCUCAUAACGAAUCGUGUAAACCACAUUACCUGCAGUAUUUGUACUUGUGUAUCUUUGCUGUCUGAAGUGUGUCAUGUUUUUUGUCACUAAUAGUUUUAGGCUAGUCUGAACGUGUGCGUCAGAAAAUGAUAUUGAUCCAGACCUCACUAUUAUGGAUUUCCUCAUCGCUUUGCGUUUGCAUGUACAAUCCUCGUUCUGUUGACCAUCGCCCCGUCAACCUGUAGUCUCCUGAUCGGACUGCGUUGCUUUUCGAGUUCGUUUGAAGCCCUCAGGACCCGCCACAGCAAAUUUCACACGUUGUUUAGGAGCGAUCGCUUCCCUGACCGGAGAUUUGUGGGAUACCGGAGAGCUCUGUUCACGUUGAGAAAUCAGCCUGCUGUGUGGCUCUUUACAGCAGCGUUGAGAAGGAGAUGAAAAUCGCGUCAAGGCACAUUUGCUUAAUGGUCCGCAAUAAAAGAGUCCUCUUUAUUUUAACCCUAGGACCAACUGACAUGAAAUCGCUUGCUCUUUGCUGCACUGACGAGGACUUUUUGCAGAGAGCGUACCUUAGCUUUUGAAUGCUGGGUGUAGCGUAAUACUGAGAGAAAGGAGAUGACUAAAAUACUUAGAUACACUAAUAGCCUUAUUUUGGAGGAAUGUUAACUGCUGCGUUUGAAAUUCUACUACUAAGAGGUCGUGCAGAGGUUAAAUUGCACACAUUCAGACUGUCCUUCAAAAAGAACCAAAAAAACAACAACAACAACAAAAAAACAUCAACCUGGAUGCAGGAAAUAGACAGUAACUACUCUAUCAAGUGUCGCGCCCUUAAGCAACUGUUGCCGUAAUUAGCAUACUGCAGUCUAUAUUUUAAGACGUUUAUUUGAAAGUGUCUUCUAACAUUGCAAAACACAGUGUCAAUGUGGAAUGUUUUUGUGCAAUAUAGUUGAUUUAGGGCUAUCAGUGAUUACAAUCAUCUCUUUUGAAGAGCACAAAACUAAUGCACAAGAUCUGGACUAGAAUAGCGGAACCCAAAUUAGAAAUAUGUCCGGUCUUUGACCUUUAGCAGGGUAUUUCUCACUGAGAAGCAGCACUUCGAUUAGACCAAAUUUUAGAGUGCAGCGCUGGUUUAGAAAAAGCCAUAAAAUGCGGUUGAAAAGGGAAGGAGUGAAUCCGUUUCUCAUAGCUUGAACGUUUACGCACACCUUGGUCUCCAGUUGUUUUCAGUAAUCUUUAUGGGCUUUGUUUCGUUAUUCAUCACGGUGUAAGUGAUAAUAGACUUGGAAAAGUGAAAUACUAUUAUGACAAUCUUUUUUUUUUGUUUAUAUUUCAGUAUUAUGAACUCUCAAAGUAUUUACACUAGUCAUUGAGAUGUAUUGGCCUUUGAUAAGGCCCUUAAUAUAAUGGAACAGUUUGUCGUAUGUCCUUCAUGAAAACACGUACAUUUAAACCUCAAAGUUAGAAAGGAAAAAAAAUAUGGUUUACAUAAAUUUUUUUAGCACCAUUAAUAUUUGGAGUUCUGACAUUUAAUUACCAUGAAACAUUAUCGCAGUUAUAAUGGCACACAAGUACAUCUCCCUUCCAAAACUUUUUCAGACAUUUUACAUUAUUCAUUUUUCUUUUAGUAAGUCCUGUUAUUCUCAGCAAUGAUUCAUUGGUUAUUUUCUCAUUACUGUAAAACAGUAUUUGCGUUAUUUAAUGAAAAAGAUUUGCCUAAAGGCAGUAAAAAUUAUUUAGCUUUUUUUUAACAGCCUAACUAUUUACUUGGGGAAGAAAAGGUUAAAAAUAAAAUAUUUCUACCUUUUGAUUUUGGGGACAAAUAUGAAGGAACCCAGUCAAACGUUCUUCAUGUUCAUGACAUUUCAAGUCCUGUCCACUAUCAGUUAUGUAGUUUGUUACAUAUCCAUGUGUCCCCUCAUUACAUAAGCAAUUGUCAGAUUCUCUAAUGCUAAUAGGGCUUACAUUGGCAAAAGCGUAUUACUGAAGCCUAACUUAACCUAGAAAUCCAAUUAAAUUGGCCAUGAUGUUGAUUUUGUGAGUCUGCUCACAUUGCCAGAUUCUACAAGGAAGGAAAAACGGUGACAGAACCGUUAUCCACUUUACCCCAGACAGACUGUUCAGCGUCUGUGUGUUGUUUUUUUUUGUUUUGUUUGACUGCGACGCUGUGCACAUUGUUCUUAAGCUAAGCUUCAUUGCCCAAAUCUGCUUUGGCUCCCUGCAUCCUGUUCUUGCUCUUUCCCUUCCAUCUCAUGUUUUUGUUUGGAUACCGUUGGAGUGCUCACAAGCCUUGCUCACCCAGCCUCGGUGUUUGUCACACAAAGAGCUUUGAAAGCUUUUAUCUGGUCAUUUGUGCACUUUGAAAAGAAUUCAGAAGCACAAGCGCUCACGUCGUUCGUGAAGUCAAAGCGGGAUCUCACCUCCAACAUCUGCCAUCGAUCCACCCUCGGUGUGAGUUUAAUACCAUACUGUGCUGUUGGCCCUCGAUCAUGGUUUGUCUGGAUGCCGACCGCAGAAGGAGGGUCAGUUUUCGGUUGGAAAUAUUUCGUAUGUAUUGCCAAUCUGUUCGUGGUAGUGAUGUGUUUGGAUCUCUUGAUUGCCAAAGAGAGAAAGUUUCAUUUCGCAACAUUUAAGGCAGCAGGUAAUUGGCGUCCUUCCCAGGUGUAGGAUAACGCAAGUGUGAAGGAUCGGACCGAACAGAAAGCGUGAAGGGAGCGCUAGAGAAUAUGAGCUGGACAGGUGACGAGUUCUCUCUCUCUCUUUUCCUCUUUUUCUCAAAAAAGAACAAGGAAAAAACAUUGCUCCUUUGAUUUUGUGUUUGUGUUGUGUGAAAGUUUUAACUGUUUAAAGACAACUCGGUUUUCGUAAAACAAAAGAAAAAAAAAAAGAACUAAAAACAAGUGGGGAUGCAUCUGCCAGAGAGAUUACUGUAAUCAAGGAAAGAAGCCUUGUUACAUUUACGGGAGAAAACUGCCAACAAGUUCUGGUAUUUGGAGCCUAUUUUAUUCAUUGUUGGUGUGUCGUUGUGCUUAUUGUAAAUAUAUGUCUUUUCGAUUGUCCUUUUUUCCUCUGGGGUGGUGAGGGAUCAAGGCAAGGGCUCGGGUUCACCUGCGAAAGAAAAGAGGGAGAUGAAUACAGAGUAUUUUGUUAUUGUCCAAUCCAAGGGUGACACAGUAUGUAUAUAUCUAUAUUGUAUAUAUGUGAUGAAAAUGCGUUGGCUUUUUGUGUGACACUACCUUUUACCUGUACUAUGGUUCAACAUUCAGUGUUUCAGUGUUUAUAUUCUAUUUUAAUCUUUGUUUUCUGUUUGAUUUCGUCCUGGUCAUUACUUGUAUUUGUUGUUUCCUUUAUUUUCCCCUUUUUGUCCAUUUUGUUAUUGCACGGUUUAUUACUUUUGCUGUCCAAUAAGAUGACACGGCUUCUCUUUGUAUUGGUUUUAGUGCUGUAAAAUAACUCUGAAGUGUCAUUAGGAUUGUCAAUACCACCCCUUCCCCGAUAUGCAUGAAUGGCACUUAAAGAAAUAAAAUAUGUUAACUUCACUGUG
This is a messenger RNA of Puntigrus tetrazona (Sumatra barb), 6382 nucleotides long. It is a transcript of the gene foxj3, whose product is annotated as forkhead box J3. Gene Ontology annotation, molecular function: DNA-binding transcription factor activity, RNA polymerase II-specific; RNA polymerase II cis-regulatory region sequence-specific DNA binding. NCBI's taxonomy places the organism in Eukaryota, Metazoa, Chordata, Actinopteri, Cypriniformes, Cyprinidae. Bases 334 to 2142 code for a protein of 602 amino acids. Gene Ontology annotation, biological process: regulation of transcription by RNA polymerase II. Gene Ontology annotation, cellular component: nucleus. The transcript is spliced from 12 exons. The record is from RefSeq and is a predicted model, not a curated record.